AUGCCUGAGCGGACACAAACAAUCUAUUCUAAUGAUGUCCUGUGGAUGACUCAAGAGUUGAAAUCCCAAAUACGUAAACAUCAGACCGCUCUGGCAGAGGGUAAUCAUGUGUUGUUUAAGUAUUAUCACAACCUUGUCAACAGAAACCGUUGUAGGGAAGUAUAUUAUAACACCAAAGUUGCUCGCCUUAAAGAUAGCAAGCCGAAACACUGGUGGAACAAAGUCAAACGAAUCAGUGGUCAUUCUCCAGUUUCUAAUCGAAACAAUACUAAUAUUGAGUCUUCACUUCCCACUCAAAUCACUGAUCAGCGGUCGUGCGAUGAGUUAGCCGAUUUCAUAAAUGAAUCCUUCUUAGAACCACAGCAAAUGUUUGAACCUCUUGAUGAGUCCAGCAAACUUUGUGAUGAAAAUUUUACAUCAUUAACAUGUAAAUUGCAAGUAACCGAACUUGAG
This is a messenger RNA of Paramuricea clavata, 453 nucleotides long. The record is from the annotation of a GenBank genome assembly. NCBI's taxonomy places the organism in Eukaryota, Metazoa, Cnidaria, Anthozoa, Malacalcyonacea, Plexauridae.